UUUGUUAGUUUCUGGGAAGAAUAGACAUGUUUAGAAAGCCUGCAUUCUGGAACAAUGCUUUACCCAAAAGCUCUCAGAAAGGACGCUUGAAUCUUCUGAGGUGUGGAAAGGAUAAAGGGUAUAUCAUGGUGAUGGCUCGUGGAACAAGUAGACAGGUUAAUAGCCACUCGAGAAAUGAUGCGAACGAAUGGGUAUAGUUGUCAAUCAUGCCCAAAGAUUUUGACUUGCAUAAGAAAAAAGUUUUGGUACUUCACAUGUGUGGUUGCCAACAUUCUCUUGAGUAGCCUUCGUCAGUUGGAGUUGUCCUACAAACUUUUUGAACAUUGAAAAGAACAUCAUUUCAGGGCAUCCAUGGUGUGAAGCAGGAUGCGUCUCUUAUAAUUCCAACAUCGGCAUCAUCGUUCGAAUCUUCUGAUGUCUAUCAUGUCUAAGGUACUGUCAUUCUCUUGACUGCUAAGUUUUUUCAACAUCAUCAAUGACUUUUCCUAUGUAUUCAACAUUUUAACACAAGAAUGAACUGAUUGGAAGUACCUGAUCGAGGUUUAUCAAGUGGGAAACAACUAAAUCCCAAGUCUCUGUACAGUCUGGCCGUACUACUGCUGAGGAGAGGUUCCAUCAAGAAGAUUGUCCAGUUAUCAUCCCACUACUAUAUUAUCCAGCUUGUCAAUGAUAGACUUGCCUGCUGGCAGGGAUCCUUUUAAUCUCAGACUGGUAGGAUUAUCUUCUUUCGCCACUCUCUUAGUGUCUCUUGGAUACCUAAGGUAAUCUGGGUAAAAUUAAAUUGCUAUUAUUUUUUUGGGCAAAAUAGUCAUUCUUCUAAUGUCAAGCACUACAUUGCUUGGGAGGGAUACUGUCACACUUCCCUUCCUGAGGACCUACCUAGAUGGAUUGGGUAUUCAUGGCUAUCAUCUUACUAGCUUAUCCUUCAAGCCAAGAGAGGGCAAUUAUCUACUAAAAUAAAAUCAGGAUGGAAAUAUAAUUAUCUACUAAAAUAUUUUUAAUAUAAAAAAAAUCAGGACGAAAAAAGAAAAAAAUAAAGAAAGAAAGAAAACAAAAUAACCACCACACCCGCGGACCAAUCAGUGCAUCAAAUCUUGUUGCCUAUUACAAGCAACAAAAAAGCAAGUUAAAAGAAAGUUUGAAGAAGCCAUUGACUGCUUUUGCACGACAUCAAGGAUCUAAAGAUCAUACAUAUCCUCAAGGAAACAUACAUUAUGACUGCUGAAUUAAGGACGGCAAGUUGUCGCUUUGAAUUGAGUAGCUAAACACCAAGUGGCACCUCGGGAAUUGAUUCCAGGUUUCUAAAGAGGUAGAAUUUUUCUGAAAGAAAAGCUUUCUCCCUGCCUGCUUUAUUCCCUGUGCUACCCCCUGGUGAUGCCUGCAAUGAGUAAGCACAUGAACUUUAACAGGCAAAGCAGGUCCCAUGAGGACCAUUCCCUGUUCCAUUUUGGAUCCCUGAGUUGGAUGCAGUUUCCUAGUGUCAACCUGCAGAAAGUUAUGUAAGCAGCUCGAAGAAAACUGUAGAAAUUACCUCCUUUGAAGCUUCACCAUUAAAAAAAUAGUAGCACCCAUCACUCCUUGCAUCGAAGCCCCUCCUCCUCCCUGACAUCACUCCACCAUCCACUACAAAGGCAUCAGCAGGCCACCACCAGCACUUAUUUUGCGGAAGAAUAACUCGAGCUUCCCCUUCUCUAAUGGCAGCAGAAGCCAGGAGAGCCAGGGAGAAGCAGACCCGAAAGGAAGAAGAGAGAAGCCUCCAACAGGAAGCACAGAGCCCGUUUGCUAAGGGAGCACUUAGAAGCUUCUUCACAUGCAAGCAUCACCAACCAGGAGAAAGGAACAAUGGGCACAGCAUGCGGAUGGGAUGCUCUGGGUCUAUUUGCAAGCUGAGGGACAUGCAGAGGCCAGAGACGGUCUUAGCUGAGCCUUGCAAGAAAAAUGCUGCAGCAUCAGGUGGUGGUAGUGGUAGUGGUAAUGGUAAUGGUGGUGAAGGAACCAAGAAACAGCCCUUGAGUGAGAUCAAUGGAGUUGUUUCCAAGCCCUCCUCUCAUUCUGCUGCUUCUGUGGCUGCCUCCUCUUCUUCUACUUCUUCUGUUGGUGGCUCUUUCAGGCGAAUGCAUCGUAGGAGGCUUUAUGGCUGUUAUGAGUGUCACAUGGUGGUCGAUCCCAUAAGUAUGCUGUCAAGGGAUUCCUCUCUGGGGACGACAAUCUGUACCUGCCCUGACUGUGGAGAGAUUUUUGUGAAAGCUGAGAGUCUGGAGAUUCACCAGGCGGUGAGGCAUGCAGUAUCAGAAUUGGGACCUGAAGACACUAGCAGAAACAUAGUUGAGAUCAUAUUCCAAUCGAGUUGGCUAAAGAAGCAAACACCAGUUUGCAAAAUCGACAGGAUCCUAAAGGUCCACAAUACCAACAGAACACUGACAAGAUUUGAAGAUUACCGGGACUCCAUAAAGAUCAAGGCCAGCAAGCUAGCAAGGAAGCACCCGAGGUGCACUGCAGAUGGAAAUGAGCUCCUGAGGUUCCACUGCACCACUUUUAUGUGCUCCAUCGGCCUUGAUGGGGCCACUAACUUGUGCAACUCUAUCCCCAAGUGCAGCUUGUGCAGCAUUGUAAGGGAUGGAUUCAAGAUCGAUUCACAUGGAAGAAUCGGAACGAUGGCUACCAGUGGGAGAGCACACGAUGCCGCUGACAACGUAUCGGAUAAGACUGCGAUGCUGGUGUGCAGAGUUAUAGCUGGCAGGGUGAAGAGGAAACAGGAUGAUUUGGAGGAGUAUGAUUCAGCAGCUGGCAUGGCAGGAAUCUACUCAAAUUUGGAUGAGCUAUUCGUGUUCGAUCCUAAAGCUAUUCUGCCUUGUUUUGUUGUAAUUUACAGGAGCUGAUCUCGCAUCUUUCUCCAUGCUUUUGUCUCUGCUGAAACUUCACAGACCUCUGUGCCUCGCUAAUUUGAAUGAUGCAGCAUCUGAUAUUGCUCCAAAAACAAAAGCUGUAAUCCGAGUUGCCAUUGCUCAAGUUAUCUUCUAAUCGAAUGACGUACGUAGCAUCUGAUAUUGCUCCAAAAACAAAAGCUGUAAUCCAACUUGUGCAAAAGGAGCAACCUUAUUGUUGAAUAUUAUAUAUCUCAUACGAGACGAUGACAGUGGGUCUUUAUUUGCAUUUAG
Molecule: messenger RNA, 3158 nt
Organism: Musa acuminata AAA Group (dessert banana)
Lineage: Eukaryota; Viridiplantae; Streptophyta; Magnoliopsida; Zingiberales; Musaceae
Product: pentatricopeptide repeat-containing protein At4g08210-like
Exons: 5
Coding region: 1695-2879 (394 amino acids)
Molecular function (GO): protein binding
Source: RefSeq, a predicted model, not a curated record